GGAUAAAUCGCGGGAAGUGGUGUUCUUUCUUUCGUGAGCGGUAAAGUAAUUAGGGGGUUAGAAAUGAAUCCUGGAGUGGAUAAGAUAGUGAGGAGGACAACAAUGGUGGCCACCGUCGUCGCUUCUUAUUUCCUCUUAACUGCUGACUACGGCCCCGAGCCCAAUGUUCUUGAUCCGGUAGUUAAGAAGGCAAUACGAUCUGCAGAGAAUUCAGUGAAAGAGUUCUUUGUUGGAUCGAAGAAAGACUCGUCAGGGUAGUAGUCGAUGGCAGACAACUUGGAUCCCUUCCUCGAAAUGGCCACGAGUGACGGAUUAACUUUCUCUGUGUGUAAUUUAUUAGAAAGUAUCAGCAGAAAAGAGAGAAAUGAAUAAAGGGAGAGAAAAAUGGAACUAGCACAAGGG
Messenger RNA from Linum tenue, 402 nucleotides. The record is from the annotation of a GenBank genome assembly. Lineage: Eukaryota; Viridiplantae; Streptophyta; Magnoliopsida; Malpighiales; Linaceae.